Molecule: messenger RNA, 1691 nt
Organism: Neocloeon triangulifer
Lineage: Eukaryota; Metazoa; Arthropoda; Insecta; Ephemeroptera; Baetidae
Exons: 6
Coding region: 45-1496 (483 amino acids)
Source: RefSeq, a predicted model, not a curated record
UAUAUAACAGAGUGGAACACACUCGCGGUGCUCAUUCCGGCAUAAUGCGGCGAGCGCAGAGGAGGCCUCAGCGCCCUCCACUUUUACCGGCUCUGCUGGCGUUGGCGAUUUUCUCGUCUGCUGCGAUUGUGACAGCCGAUCCCAGCCCUGGGGCAGUUUCUUUUCCAAACGAUGGCGCAGUUUCGUCUACAAGAACUAGUCGAGGACUUGGUGCAAGUCUCACCUUCCCGAAAGACUCGCAAGACGAGGGUGUCAAGGUGACCAGGUCGAUUCUGCCAGGACAAACGUCCAGUGGAUUCGCCUUUCCCUCGCAGAACGACGACGGCCCGCGCCAGUCCAAGAGACUCGCAUUCCCCUCAGAAUCUACUUCUCCGUCUGCCCGACCUGACCCGCAACCCUUCAGGGCGCAGCGAGGGCUCAAGUUCCCUGGCAGAGACGCCGAGGACGGAGAUUCGGCAGCAUCCGAUAAAAAAGAAACGAGGCACGUCAACUACGGAUUUGACUAUGACGAGGGUGGCUACGGAACCGGACAAGGAUUUGAGGACAGUGGUCAUUCCUCUGGAGGCGCCGGUUACAACGGAGGUGGUUAUGGGGGCGCCGGUUACGGAGGCGCCGGUUACGGGGGCGCCAGUUACGGAGGAGGAUUUGGAGGUGGUGUUUAUGGAGGCGGAGCAGCGCCUGAGGAGUACGGACACGGAGGUGGCUCAACGGAUUAUGGAUAUGAGGAUGAAGGAGGUACUGGAGGAUAUGACGAUGGUGGCUUUGGAGAAGACGAAGCUGCCAGUCACGUGUCUCAUGGAUACGAUCACGAGGAGCACAGCCCAGUGCCACACAAUCACAAAUCCGACGGCACGUGGAAGAAGAAACUAAUCUGGAAGCCACGUUGGAAAAAGGUGUGGAAACACGCAAAAAAGCAAAUUUGGAAUCCACACUGGAAAAAAACCUACAAACCAAUCUGGAAAACGACGUGGAAACCAGACUGGAAGCAAAUUUGGCUGCCUGCAUGGAAACAGAUUUACAAGCCAGUGUGGGUAAAGCAAUAUGUGCCGGGUGAUAAAUCGCAUGGCACCGAUUAUGAAGGGUGGGAAUAUACCUCACACGGACUGUGGAGGAAAAAGUUGAUUUGGAAACCCUAUUGGAAAAAGUACUGGAAACCAGGUCAAAAACAAAUCUGGAUUAAAGGAAAGAAACUUAUCUGGCAGCCGGCAUGGCGCAAAACCUGGGUUGCUAGUUGGAAACCCGUCAAAGUUCCGGCCUGGAAGAAAAUCUGGACGCCCGUUUGGAUUUCCGAGUGGGUGCCUUUCCCAGACCACGAGGAGGUUUGGGAUCGAAAGGCUGGAGCUGGCGAGAGUCAACAGCCAGCCGCAGAGGACCGAACUACGAGGGAAGUUUCAGCCAAGCAGAAUGUGGCAGGGUUUCGUUUUCCUCAGGUCGCUGCGUCUGCCGCCGCUGGCAAAAGUGUAGACCCGAAAAUCGCGUCGUGGUCCUGGCAGUGAUUUCCCACAUCAGGUUUCAGAAUGCGUUUGAAAAGACUUUUGAGGAUCCGUGACGAGAUAAUAGGAUGAAUGCUUUUAACAGUAGUCAAUAAGAUAAUUUUUGUGCUUAAUUUAUUUAACUUCCAUUGCCCGAGUCAGUUGUAAUGUAAAUAGCGUAUAUUUUGUGUAAGAAUACAAUAAAUUCAUAUUAUUGAU